This is a messenger RNA of Kogia breviceps (pygmy sperm whale), 4004 nucleotides long. It is a transcript of the gene LPIN1, whose product is annotated as lipin 1. Gene Ontology annotation, cellular component: nucleus; mitochondrial outer membrane. The record is from RefSeq and is a predicted model, not a curated record. Gene Ontology annotation, biological process: triglyceride biosynthetic process; positive regulation of transcription by RNA polymerase II; cellular response to insulin stimulus. Gene Ontology annotation, molecular function: phosphatidate phosphatase activity; transcription coactivator activity. NCBI's taxonomy places the organism in Eukaryota, Metazoa, Chordata, Mammalia, Artiodactyla, Physeteridae.
GUGAGGAGGCGGCUGGCCUCCCUCGGGCCCGGCCAUGGAGGAACAGGACCGCGCCUGCGGCCCCACCUGGGAUCCCUCACAGGGCAAGAGCCGCCCGGACUCACCUUGGUCAUGGAUUCCAAUAAUGAGAGACCCUGGAUGGAUUCGAAAUGUAUGGUCUUCAAACAUUAAUGCUCAAACCAUGAAUUACGUCGGGCAGCUGGCAGGCCAGGUGUUUGUCACCGUGAAGGAGCUCUACAAGGGGCUGAACCCCGCCACCCUGUCCGGCUGCAUCGACAUCAUCGUGGUCCGCCAGCCCAACGGGAGCCUGCAGUGCUCCCCCUUCCACGUCCGCUUUGGGAAGAUGGGGGUCCUGCGUUCCCGAGAGAAGGUGGUUGACAUAGAAAUCAAUGGGGAAGCGGUGGAUUUGCACAUGAAGUUGGGAGAUAAUGGAGAAGCAUUUUUUGUUCAAGAGGCUGAAAACGACCAGGAGGUGAUCCCCCUGCACCUGGCCACCUCCCCGAUCCUGUCCGAAGGAGCCUCGAGGAUGGAGUCCCAGCUGAAGAGGAACUCCGUGGAUUGGAUAAGAAGCCUGGACCCCAACACGUCAGCCCAGGUCUUACCUCCCAGCGAGACCCCUUCCAGUGGCUCUUUAGUGAAGAAGCGGAGGAAGCGGAGGAGGAAGUCGCAGCUGGACAGCCUGAAAAGGGACGACGACACGAACACGUCCGACGAUGAAGACAUGUUCCCCAUAGAGAUGAGCUCGGAUGAGGAGGCCGGGCUGCCGGACAGCAGCAGAACUCUUUCUAAGGAUACACCUCCAUUCCAAGGAGACAUCCCUAAGGAAAACCUUUCCCCAGUCAUGACUUACCCUCAGUCAGCAUCUUAUCCGAAUUCCGACAGAGAGUGGUCACCUAGCGCCAGUAGCCUGAUAGAUUGCAGGGGGCGCCCCCCGCGCCUGGCAGUUGCGGCCGAGGGCGGUCUUUCUAGCUCUUGCCCUCCCCAAUCUUCCCACUUCCGCGCUUCGGAAAGUCCUUCAGUUUCCCGACCUUCAACACCUAAAAGUGAUUCCGAAUUGGUCAGCAAGUCUGCGGACAGGACAAUGCAGAAGAAUAAUCUAGAAAUGCUCUGGCUUUGGGGAGAACUGCCCCAGGCCGCAAAGUCAUCUGCACACAAGAUGAAAGAGUCCAGCCCGUUGAACAGUAGAGAAAUCUGUGACGAGAUCCACUUUCAAGCCAUCCACAGUGAAUCUUCAGAGGUGUUUAAUGACCAGUCACCGACACUGGCUGGGGGGUCCCCCGUGCAGCCGCUGUUGGGGCAGAACAAGCCGCAGACGGAGAUGCAGUUCGCGAACGAAGAUGUCGAGGCCUUAGGAGCCGCGGCGCCCCCGUUGCCUACGAUCGAAGAGUCCAAAGCCCUCUCCGCCAGCGCUGCCCCGGCAGCCAGCAAGACGGAUUCGCCUUCUAGGAAAAAGGACAAACGAAGCAGACACCUUGGUGCCGACGGCGUCUACUUGGAUGACCUCACAGACAUGGACCCUGAAGUCGCUGCCCUGUAUUUUCCCAAAAACGGAGACCCUUCUGGGCUCACAAAACACGCCAAUGACAGCGGAGCCCGCUCGGCCAACCAGUCCCCACAGUCCGUGGGCAGCUCUGGCGUUGACAGUGGCGUGGAGAGCACCUCGGACAGCCUGAGGGACCUGCCGUCCAUCGCCAUCUCCCUGUGCGGCGGCCUCAGCGACAACAGGGAGAUCACCAAAGAUGUGUUUUUGGAACAGGCCGUGUCAUAUCAGCAGUUUGUGGACAACCCUUCCCUCGUCGACGACCCCAAUCUUGUGGUGAAGAUCGGGAAUAAAUACUAUAACUGGACGACGGCGGCACCUCUGCUCCUGGCGAUGCAGGCCUUCCAGAAACCUUUGCCAAAGGCCACGGUGGAAUCUAUCAUGAGGGAUAAGAUGCCCAGAAAGGGAGGAAGAUGGUGGUUUUCAUGGAGGGGAAGAAACAGCACCAUCAAAGAGGAAAGUAAGCCAGAGCAGCGCCUCGCAGGAAACAGCCACAGCACUGAGGAGCAGCCGUCACAGCUGGGCAUGGCCACCAGAAUAAAGCAUGAGUCAUCCUCCAGCGAUGAGGAGCCCGCGGCCGCCAAGCUGUCCGCCACAAGCCACCUCCCCCUGCUGUCCAGUGUUAGCUACAAGAAGACCCUGCGCCUCACGUCAGAGCAGCUGAAAAGCCUGAAGUUGAAGAACGGACCCAACGCCGUGGUCUUCAGCGUCACCACGCAGUACCAGGGCACGUGCCGCUGCGAAGGCACCAUCUACUUGUGGAACUGGGACGAUAAGAUUAUCAUCUCCGACAUCGAUGGAACCAUCACUAGAUCAGAUACUCUUGGCCACAUUUUGCCCACCCUUGGGAAGGAUUGGACCCACCAGGGCAUCGCCAAGCUGUACCAUAAAGUGAGCCAAAACGGGUACAAGUUCCUCUACUGCUCCGCACGGGCCAUCGGGAUGGCGGACAUGACGCGGGGCUACCUGCACUGGGUCAACGAGCGGGGCACGGUGCUGCCACAGGGGCCGCUGCUUCUCAGCCCUAGCAGCCUCUUCUCCGCCUUGCACAGAGAAGUGAUCGAAAAGAAGCCAGAGAAGUUUAAAGUCCAGUGUUUGACAGACAUCAAAAACUUGUUUCUUCCAAAUACAGAACCCUUUUAUGCUGCUUUUGGAAACCGACCAGCUGAUGUGUACUCGUACAAGCAAGUGGGAGUGUCUCUGAACAGGAUAUUCACUGUGAAUCCCAGAGGAGAGCUGGUGCAGGAGCACGCGAAGACCAACAUCUCCUCGUACGUGAGACUCUGCGAGGUAGUCGACCACGUUUUCCCCUUGCUGAAAAGGAGCCAUUCUUCCGACUUUCCCUGCUCAGAUACAUUCAGUAACUUCACCUUUUGGAGAGAACCACCGCCACCCUUUGAAAACCAGGACGUUCAUUCUGCAUCAGCAUAGUAUGUUCUGGGCCACCUCCUGACACCCUGUGAAGAUCAGGCGCCCCCAUUAAAGGAUAGGUCUGGGAACCUGCAGUCAUUUGCUUAAGAGCAGAGGGGCAUUUCUCUCCCGGUCCCCCCGGCCGGGGUUGACAUUUCUAAGUGAUGUGUACGUCCUAGACGGGGCGUCGGGUGCGUCCCUGGCGGGGAGGCCAUGCCCGGUUGAGGCUUCAAGUCCGUGGCAGCGCUGCCCUCCCCAGCCUGCUGCAGGCUGGGAGCAGUUAGUGUGCAAGAUGGGCUGUGAAGCGGGGGUCCCUGGGAUGACGGGAUCCAAGGAGGGGCGCCAGGUGUGCACGACUUCUGGGAGAGUGGGGGACACGUUUGUGCCACGUGGAGGGCUGUGCAGGGUCCCGUGACCUGAAUCUGAGGUCUCGGAAGGGACUCCAAACCCCACCGUUCUUGGCCUAGACCUUGCGGAUGUCCCCUUGUGGCAUUUGCCGACUGGUCUGCUGUUUUUAAUUCCUCUGGUUAAAGCUGACCUAUAUAACUGGCAUAUUUUCCCCUAUUUUUGUGGCACGAGGCUGGAAUAUUUAUGCCUUAACGCACCCGCGGCAGACAUUUUAUUUAGAAUGUGCUUUGUCCAGCUCCCUGUAACUGCGAUGCCUUAAGUUCAGACUAUAGGAAAUAUUACUAAGGCAGUAUUUCGAAUCGGUUCGACACUCUGCCAGCAACCUGUCCAGCAACGCGCUGCUGAAAACGUGGGCUCGCACAGAGCUUAUGCCAAGUGGUGAUGAUGUCAGUUUCUAUUGGGAGCUCUCAACAGAAACUGGUUGGUUUUAAGAAAAUAGUUUGAAGAAGUCAAAUUAUAUUCUUUGUAGAUAGUAUUAUUUAUUACCUUACUCUGAUUGGGUUACUGUUAUAAGCAUUUUAGCCAUGUUCUUUCUAUUAUAACUGUCAGUAAUACAUUAAAAAGAUACACGUGUUAGACCAUCCAAAGAGCCUUAUUCUGUAAUUCUCACAACACUGACCUUCUUUUGGAAUUUAUGAGUCAUACU